ACCCCAGCAACCGGGGCAGUCAGUUAAACCAUCGGUCAGGCUACGGGACCUAGUAGAUAUGGGCCUCUAGGACUACCACGUGGAAUGUGCUGUGGUGAGUGAAAUGUAGUUCUAGUGACAUUAGAAAGCAGGCACACGACAAAGCCACCAUGGACCAGUUUCGUGACUUAUUCGCAAAAUUAGACAAGAAUAAUGACGGGUUCGUUUCUGUGGAGGAGCUCCAUAAUGAAAUGAGAAGAAUUGGCGUUACUGCGGCACAGGAAAAAUCACAGACCAUUGUGAAUAAUUACGACCAGAACAAGGAUGGACGUCUUGACUACGAUGAGUUUUUGGGCUACAUUAUGGACAGAGAAAGAAAAUGGAUAAUUAACUUCCAUGCACUUGACAAAAAUAAAUGUGGGGUCAUUGACCAAGGAGACAUUAUCGAGCUGUUCAAGGAGUUGGGUGUGGUAAUAACCAAACGAAAUGCAAAGAAAAUCAUUCAAAUGAUGGACGAAGACAGCUCAAUGACUGUUGACUGGGAUGAAUUCUUACACCACAUUAUUCUAAACCCAGCAGAAGAUAUUAAAGAACUUGUAUCGUCUUGGAAACAUAGCCUGGUAUUUGAUGUGGGGGAGAGCCGCUCCAUGUCUCUUCAGCAAGAGACAGAUGUUUCUCUCCGUGGAAACUUUGUAGUGGCAGCAGGCCUGGCAGAUGCUGUAUCUAGGACAGUUACCGCACCAAUCGAUCGCCUAAAAACAUUGCUCCAGGUGAAGGGGUCCAAAGCGGUCUCAUUUGGCAUGACAGAGCUGCGGGCUGGAGGCCUCAGGUCCAUGUGGCAGGGGAACAUGGUCAAUGUCCUGAAGGGAACGCCGCAGUCAACCCUACAGUGCAUCCUCUAUGCACAGAUGAAGUCCCUGACUGGGGGUCAGAGGGAGACCCUCUCCAUUCAGCAUCGAUUUGGCAUGGGCUGUGUUUCAGGAGCAAGUGCCCAUGCUGUCUUCUAUCCUCUAGAGGUUCUAAAAGUGCGACUCAAUCUUCAGCAAGCAAGCACUUAUUAUGGAGUGUUCAGAUGUGCAAGGACAAUUUAUCAGAAUGAAUCGGUUGCAGCCUUCUACAGAGGGUUUAAGCCAAGUAUUCUGUGCAUGAUUCCCUAUGCUGGAGUCGAGUGUGCAGUCCAUCAGUCCAUCAUGAGCUGGGUGAAAAGGGACCCAGCAUACAACAGUGAAGCCAAGCUGUUCCUCUUCAGCUUUGUGGCGUUUGCUUCUGGACAGGCCACCAGCUAUCCCUUAGCAGUGAUUCGUACUCGACAGCAAGCUCAUGCUCUCAGCACCAGUUCACAGCAGGCUUCCAGCCUGGGCUUACGGCAAGCAUUCCUCAGUAUUUAUGAAAGGCAAGGGGCAAGAGGCUUCUACAGCGGAAUGGGGACCAGUUUUGUUAGAGCUGUCCCAUGUGCCUUACUUAAUUACACAUUGAUGGUAAAGUUUGAAUCACUGUUUUCUCAGUGAAACCUCAUGUUGAUGAGAUAUGAUCACUUACUUUGAUCACUUACUGACGGGAAAACUGUAUGAAUAAUGAAAAUAUGACUGAAGCAGACUGUGAUUGAGAAUGAAAUUGCAAAAAGAAUAUUCUGUUAAGAUUAUUAUUCUAAUAAGUGGACCAUUGCAAAUCUGCAUUUUCUAGCAAGCAAUAAAAUGGCAGACUGAACCAUGAUGAUUAUUACAUUCAGGAUUUGUUUAUUUGCGAAGGAAAAGGCCAAUGUAGACUGAUUUUUGAUUAGUAUUCAGUUUGCUUUACAUGUCUUUUUAAAAGCAAUGGGUUGUUUUCAUUGACAAUUAUUUCAUUACAAUUAUACUUGUUUUGUUGUUU
Engraulis encrasicolus (European anchovy) is the source of this 1848-nucleotide messenger RNA. It is a transcript of the gene slc25a24l, whose product is annotated as solute carrier family 25 member 24, like. The transcript is spliced from 10 exons. NCBI's taxonomy places the organism in Eukaryota, Metazoa, Chordata, Actinopteri, Clupeiformes, Engraulidae. The record is from RefSeq and is a predicted model, not a curated record. Gene Ontology annotation, molecular function: calcium ion binding; ATP transmembrane transporter activity. Gene Ontology annotation, biological process: ATP transport; transmembrane transport; ADP transport. Bases 150 to 1487 code for a protein of 445 amino acids.